This is a messenger RNA of Symbiodinium sp. CCMP2456, 3441 nucleotides long. Lineage: Eukaryota; Dinophyceae; Suessiales; Symbiodiniaceae. The record is from the annotation of a GenBank genome assembly.
GAGUUCCCCUCCGACUGCCCUGAGUCGGGAUUCCUGAACCUGAACGGCAGGUACAAGGUGACACGGCAGAUCAACGUGACUCGAGCUUGUCAUCUGAUUGCCGUUCCCGGAACGGAGAUCCGGCUGUAUGAGCAGAUAUUCUUCCAGGCAGAUGCCACGUUCAGUGGCUCCUGGACUUUCAUCGGAGUGGAUCAUGUUGGAGCCCAGGCCCGCUGCGUGGACGUGGAAGGGGAGGCCCGGUUCCUCAACGCCACAGCGCACUUCACAAACUGCGGAGGUCCCUCAACGGAGGACGGAGGCGGCCUCUAUGCGGAGAAAUCCCUCGUGAUUCAAGAGAGUCAACUUGAGUUCCGGGAGUGUGAGGCGAUCUUCGGCGGGAGCAUCUUCGUGCAAAGGGGCCUGUACCUGAGCAAGUCGCACCUGAGCGUUUUCGACAGCAAAGCCGAGGAGUUUGGAGGAGGAAUCCACGUGGGGCGCUUCGAUGUCGACAACCGGAGCGCCGCAACGCUCCGGAACUGUGUGGCCGCUCAGGGAGGCGGUGGUGGCAUUGUGGUUAGCAAUGGCACAAUGAUCUCAGACGGCCACAUCUCCUUGUCGCACUGUGUGUCGGCCGAAGGAGGAGGCAUUGCGCUCCUGGGUUCUCAAGCGCACUUCUUGCAACGCCAGGGUUCCAUCGAGGUGCGGCAGAGCAGGUCCCGGUCGGCACAGGGAGGAUGCAUCCACGUUGACAGCAAGUUCGAGCAGCUCGUGGACGGCGUUGUGAUCCUGGAUGGCUGCGCCACUGCGAUGGGUGCAGGAGGAGGCCUCUCUGCGCGUGAGCUGAACCAGAAUGGCACACUUCAGAUCACGGACGCCACAGCCAUCGACGGAGGCGCCAUUUUUGUCGAGACGACCGCUCGGAUAGCAGGCCGCGUCAUGACCAGGAACACUACGGCCGAAGCUUAUGGGGGAAGCAUCCGAGCCGAGAUGAUGCUCUUGCUCUCGGGUGAGCUGCGAAUCCGUGACAGCAGCGCCUACUACUCAGGUGGUGCGCUGCACUUCACAAGCAUGAAAGUCGCAGGCGGAGUCGUUGAUAUCCAGAAUUCCUCGGCCAUGGAAUCCGGCGGUGCGAUCCACGUGAACUUACUCUUCUCGCAGUCGGGAGGGCGCAUGAUCAUCCAAGAUGCCAAAGCCCGCUGGGGUGGGGCCAUUCGCAGCUUCUGGUUUGGGCAGAAAGCGGGGAGCAUCACAGUCCGGCGAUGCCACUCCGAUGUCCCAGACCGAGCACCUGGAAUGGGAGGCGGCCUAAACCUACUAGGUGGCUUGUUCCAGGGCCAAGACGGUGUGAUGUACUUCGAAGAUGUCUGGACGAGCAGAAAUGGAGGCGCCAUCGCAUCAACCUUCAUCGUCUCCCGCGGCAACAUGACCUUCAAAGACGUUCAUGCAAGGGAGGAAGGCGGCGCCGUCUUCCUGCAUAAGCAUCGCUCAACUGUGGGACCAAAACAGAAGCGGUUCAAAGAAACUAUGGAGAAGCUGACAGAGGAUGCUGUCGAAUACGCGCUGGGUGGCAAAGCCAUCAGAGGCUACGGGGUGUACAGCAGCGACUAUCUCGCUCUCCCCGAGUCUCGGCACGUUUUCCAGAAGUGCACGGCGAGCUUAGGUGGCGCGAUCCACGCGGCAGGCGCCGUGCGGAUGAAAGGCCAUGUUGAAUUCCGUGAUGUCAUGGCGACGACUGUGCGGGGAGGAGCUGCUGUCACCAGUUGGCUUAUGACCUUGGACAAACCUGUGACGAUCAUCAAUGCCUCAGUGCCGAACGGAGGGGUGUUCUGUAUGCAACGGGCUUUCCGCGCUUCGAUGAUGACUUUCAUCAACGCGACGGCGCCGCAGAUCCAAUGUGCGACGCGAAUCCGGAUCACGGACGUCUCAGUAACAGGCACAACGGCUUCAUUGAUGGCGCCGACAAGGAAGAUCCAGAGAUUGACCUGUGACAACGGCUUGGAAGGAUACCUGGAUACGAUGGAGACGGGCUGCCACAGAUGCAGGCCGGGCUUCUUCCAACUUCAGGGUGGUCCUGAGAUCAGGAACGACAACCAGGUCAGCGGCCACCUCUGCAUCCAGGCGCCACAGGGAUCCGAGCAAAUCGAUCAAAUUCUUCAAAUCCGGCCGGGCUUCAUGGUGGCCAGAAGCAACCUGUCCACCAGCCUACGUUGUCCGAAUGUGAUGGCCUGCCCUGGGGGACAGCUCAUGGCAGACCAGGGAGUCAGGGACAUGUGCGAGCACGGCUACGAAGGUCACGGCUGCGUUAACUGCCAAAAGAGCAGCCAUGGCCGCGUAACAAACAACCCUUUCGCCUGCGCUGCCUGUGCCGAAAGGCCCUUUCGCAAGGUCUUUCAGUGGACCUGGUUCAUCCUCCAGAAUUCGGGAAUCUUUGCGAUAUCCGCAUCAGGUGUGCUGAUGGUCGAACAGGAGAGCUACAAGAGCACCAUCCUCACCAAUCAGCUCAUGUCCUACGUCACGGUGUCCCUGCCGGUGCUCACUGCCGUCAUGUACUCGCAGACGUUCCGGAACACGGCAGAAAUCGUUCAGGAAAUCUUGCACACCCUCCAGAUUCCCGUGGAGAUCGCGGAUUCGGGGGGAGGUGAAGGGCUAUCGGUUCAAUGCCUGCUGGGCUACAUCGGCCUGAAGAAAACACUCUACGGAACGGAUGUGGUCUUCGCUGCGACGGCCCUGUGUCUCAUGGCCAUUCUCGGAUGGCUCGUGGACUUUUGGUCGGCGGUGGUGGUUGGCUUCAACUGCUUCUUACCGAGGAUCUGUUUCUGCCUCGGGAGGCAUUUGGUGUGCUACCGCAUGCUGCCGCAGGCCCAGGGAGGUGAAAUGGUCUGCGGCUUUGAAGAGGACGCCCACAUCCCCAAGCCGAUGGCAUGUGUGAUGAUGGUUGUGUGCUUCGUGGUCGGCGCCGGCAUGUGGGCCGUGCUUCUCAGGUAUCGAGGCGAGAGCUCGAGCCCAGGUGUGAUGUACCUCACCAACGCAUAUACCAAGGAAUGCCGGAUGUGGGAGAUCACCGUCCUCCUGCGGAAAAUGGCACUCAUGGCCGUGAAUGCCAUCCUUCCCGUGACGCUACACGCUUCGAUGCAAAUGGAGUGCAUCAGCGUGAUCCUGCUGAUCUCACUGGUCAUGAACCACCGAUGCGCCCCCUACGUCUCGAAGGCCUGGAACAACGGGGAAAGCGUCCUCCUGGUAUUGGCCCUUGCGACCGUCUCCUUGACCUCCUGCUACAAAGCAAACGAAUUGGACUGGUCCCGCAGUGCCACCAACCAGAAGGUCAUGAUGAUCAUCAUCAUCUUGAUGGCAACAGGACCUGCAGUCAUUCUCGGGAUUCAGAUCACCAUUGCUCUCUAUCGGGAGUUGACGGAGGAGGUGCCAGCAGCGCCAGCGGAGUCCAAGGAGCCGAAAGCGGACUGA